Cajanus cajan (pigeon pea) is the source of this 3721-nucleotide messenger RNA. The record is from RefSeq and is a predicted model, not a curated record. Lineage: Eukaryota; Viridiplantae; Streptophyta; Magnoliopsida; Fabales; Fabaceae.
AUGAGCCGUUAUUUUCUCAAAGUAUUUUAUGCUCUGUUAUUCCUUUUAUUGCAUUCCUCGGGACUUAAAAUUGCUGCUGAGGUGAAGUGCAUAGAGAGGGAGAGACAAGCACUCCUCAACUUCAAACAAAGUCUCUUUGAUGAUUCUGGCAUCUUGUCAACAUGGAGGGACGGUGACAACAAUACAGAUUGUUGUAAAUGGAGAGGCAUACAAUGCCACAAUGAAACUGGUCAUGUACGCAUGCUUCAUCUUCCUGGUUCUCAUACACAAUAUUUGAAAGGUGUAAUCAAUCUCACUUCAUUGAUUGACUUGCAUAAUAUUCAACAUCUCGACCUCAGUUAUAAUAAUUUUCUGGUGAGUCACCUCCCAGAAGAACUCAUGGGCUCCUUGGCCAACUUAACAUAUCUCAAUCUCUCUUAUUCUGUAUUCAGUGGCAUGAUUCCAUCUACACUUGGAAAUCUUUCACAACUACAAUAUCUAGACCUCGGAGGGAAUUAUCUCUGUGGAGUAAUUCCUUUUCAGAUUGGCAAUCUCAGUCAAUUAAAAUAUCUUGAUCUUGGAUAUAAUGCUCUUUCGGGAGAAAUCCCGUAUCAAAUUGGGAAUCUCAAACAGCUACAAUUUCUUUCUCUUUCUGGAGGUAUCCCUUUUCAGGCAGGAAAUAUUCCUCUCUUGCACACUCUCGGGUUGGGUGGCAAUUUUGAUUUACAAGAUAAGGAUGCAGAGUGGUUCUCUAAUCUCUCUUCCUUAACAACUCUUCAACUCACUUCAUUACACAAUCUUAGUGCCUCUCGUCGCUUGCUACAGACUAUAAGUAAGUUUAUUCCAAACUUAAGACAGAUGAGUCUUGUUGAUUGUUCACUCUCAGAUGCUGACAUCAGAUCCUUGUUUUAUUCUCACUCCAACUUUUCCACUUCUCUUACCAUCCUUGGUCUUUCUUCUAAUCUGCUAACAUCCUCAACAUUUCAUUUGUUAUCUUCUCUUUUGCCAAAUUUUCCAUCUCUUAAGAUCCUUGACCUCUCUUAUAAUAAUCUUUCAUCAUCAAUAUUUCAAGGUAAUUUUAAUUUUGGAUCAAAACUGAAAGAGCUUCAUUUAGAAAACUGCAGUCUUACAGAUAGAAGUUUUACUGUUUCAUCUACUUCCACAAUGAAUUCCUCAUCUUCUCUUCUCUACCUUGAUCUCUCCAAUAACUUGCUGAAAUCAUUUGCUAUAUUUCAUUGGCUUUUUAACUUCACCACCGGUCUUAAUACUCUUUGCCUUAAUCAUAACUUGUUAGAAGGUCCGAUUCCAGAUGUAUGUGGAAAAACAAUGAACUCUCUUGAAGUUAUUGAUCUCUCCUAUAACAAACUACAAGGCAAGAUUCCAUCUUUCUUUGGGAAUAUGUGCAGAUUGCAGAGCUUAUACCUCUCAAAUAACAAGUUGAAUGGGAAAAUUUCUAGCUUCUUUCAAAAUUCCUCAUGGUGCAACAGACACGUAUUUCAGAAUUUGUAUUUAUCUUAUAACCAAAUUACUGGCAAGAUACCUAAAAGCAUCACAUUGCUAUCUGAGUUGGAGCAGUUAUCCUUAGGGAGUAAUUCUUUAGAGGGUGACGUCACUGAAUCUCAUCUUUCUAAUUUUUCUAAAUUAGAAUAUUUGUCCUUAUCACAAAACUCAUUGUCUGUAAAAUUGGUCCCUAGCUGGAUUCCUCCUUUUCGAUUAAGUUAUUUGGGCGUAGGAUCUUGCAAGCUAGGCCCGAGUUUUCCUAGUUGGCUCCAGACUCAAAGUUCCUUGAUUUAUCUGGAUAUAUCUGAUAAUGGGCUUAAUGGUUCCGUACCAGAAUGGUUUUGGAACAUGCAAUUUUUUUACUCGUUGAAUAUGUCUCACAAUAAUCUCACUGGUACUAUUCCUAAUAUACCAUUGGAGCUUCAUGCUGUACCGUCAAUAAUUUUGAAUUCAAAUCAAUUUGAGGGCAGCGUUCCAUCAUUUUUGCGUCAAGCUUCAGAGUUGUUGCUCUCUGAAAAUAAAUUUUCAGACUUGUCUUCAUUCUUAUGUGACCAAAGGACAGUUGCAAAGUUUGGCAUUUUAGAUUUAUCAAAGAAUCAAAUAAAAGGACAACUUCCAGAUUGUUGGAAAUCUGUUGACCAAUUACUGUUUCUUGAUUUAAGCAACAAUCAAUUGUCAGGGAAGAUUCCUAUCUCCAUGGGCACCCUUGUUAAAUUGGAAGCUUUGAUUUUAGGAGGCAAUAGUUUAAUGGGUGAAUUGCCUUCAACUUUGAAAAAUUGCAGCAAUUUAUUUGUGCUGGAUGUGGAGGAAAACUUGUUGUCUGGUCCAAUACCAUCAUGGAUUGGAGGAAGCAUGCAGCAAUUGAUAAUCUUGAUAAUGCGAGGGAAUCACUUCUCUGGAAAUCUUCCUGUUCAACUCUGUUCUUUAAGGCAUAUUCAAAUGUUGGACCUUUCGAGGAAUAAGUUGUCAAAAGGAAUUCCAACAUGCAUAAAGAAUUUUAUUGCAAUGUCUGAAAAAAGCAUAAAUAAAAGUGAAACUUAUAGCCGUAUAUAUGAAUAUGAUAUCACUUACUAUGAUUUUUAUGGUCCCUUCUCUUUUGAUGAUUAUAAGCUUGACAUCACAUGGAUGUGGAAAGGAUUGGAACAACAAUUCAAGGAUCCCGAAUUGAAUCUUAAUAGCAUUGAUCUCUCAUGUAACAAUUUAACAGGUAAAAUACCAAGAGAGAUCGGAUAUUUGCUUGGCUUAGUUUCUUUGAAUUUAUCGAGAAACAAUUUGAGCGGAGAAAUUCCUUUUGAAAUUGGAUAUUUAAGUUCACUUGAUUUCCUUGACUUAUCAAGAAAUCAUUUUUGUGGGAGAAUUCCAUCUUCUCUCACACAAAUUGAUGGUUUAGGAAAAUUAGACUUGUCACACAAUUCUCUCUCAGGAAGAAUCCCAUCGGGAAGACAUUUCGAGACCUAUGGUGCCUCUAUUUUUGAAGGAAAUAAUGAUCUUUGUGGAGAGCAAGUUAACAAAAGUUGUCCCGGAGAUGAGACAAUAGUGAAGCCUCAAGAACAAGCUGUGCAUGAAGAAGAUUCUGUUUUCUAUGAAGCAUUGUACAUGAGCUUGGGGAUAGGAUACUUUGUAGGCUUUUGGGGCUUAAUAGGAACAAUACUAAUUUGGAAACCUUGGAGAAUUGCCUACACGAGGUGCUUGAACAGAAUUACGAACUGGGUAACAGUGUAGUGAAUGUGACAAAGUUCUGUCAGUGGCUCAAGGCUAGGCUAGCAGGUAUACUAUUUCAACAUGUAUGAGUUCCUUGAUCUUUGAUCCAUGCCUCUGUCUCAGAUAAUGGAAGCUAUGAAUUAACUGCUUUGUGGACAGCUGUCCCUAUUGAUGCGAGGAUGGAAUCUGGAAGAGGUCUGUUUCUACAUGGGUGGCCAGAAUUUGUAAGCGUCCAUUACUGUUAGCACCGAGUUAGAGCAGCAAACUUUAAGGAAAAAGGGCUAUAGGAGUAUUAUAUAAAAAAGGAAGGGGUCAAAGUAUACCAAAUCGAUAGGAGGUUAGGAGGGCUAAUUAGUUCAGUUUUGUAUUCCCUAUAAAUAAGUCGUGUGUCAAGUAAUGAGGGGAACUUCAGAAUAUUUUGUAAGGUUUCACCGUGAAGGAGAAAGCUCCAUAGAGGAUAUAUUUGUAUAACAUGGUUCUUGGUUUGUAAUCAGUUUUCUGUAAUAAAGAAAGGAAAUAUAGAAUCUUUUUCUGUGUGCAA